UACCUGCAACACAGCAGAGGAGACGCAGCGUUUGACACACUGGUCUAUGGGGUCAGACAGUCCCUGGCAGCCCCUCUCCUCCACGAAGGGCAGGAAGGCUUGUUCAAACAAAGCAGGAGUGCUGAGCACCACCACAGCCAGGCAGUCAUCUGGGUUAAUACCGACAUGAACUGGGACACUCAGCUGAGUUCUAUCCUGUUAGUGGCUGAUGGCAGCGUUGCAAAGAUGAGGGAGAGACUGACGUCACCAGGGAAAUUUGCUAAAGGAGGAGAAGAUUUGUUUCCAACCAGGGAGAGGCUUCAUGGUUCAGAUUUUGGCCCUCCUGCUCUUCCUCCUCGAUCCCCCCUGCUCCGCCAGCCUUCCCCCUCUCAUGGUCCCACAGUUCAGUGGGCAGACCUCGUUGCCAUCCAGUCACAGCUACAGAUACAGAGCCAGACAAUUGAGUCUCUCACCCAGAGACUCCGUGACGUGGAAAAGGAGAGACAGUCUCAACAAUGUGACGUCCAGACACUACAAGAGGAGGUGCAGCAGCUGCGUGAGGAGCGGAGGACUCGGGCCGAAUCGAGGAGUGAUCACAGUCCAGGAGCCGAGAGGAGGAUGGAGCAGUGGAGGAGGGAGGUGGGGCGUGAGCUGAGCAGUCUGCGGGGACACAUCACCAGAGCCACGUCGCUAGGCAACCUGGAGGAGAGUUUCAGCUCUAAGCUCCGCCGAGAGGAACUGGAACACCUGCGGAGAGAGGUGGACCAACUGAAAACACAGCUAAGGAGACAGGGGGAGGACGCGUUCCUCCAGCAGGCAGAAGCCAGAGAGACCCGGAGACAGUACGAACACAGCUGCAAGACGCUGGAGGAGCUGACAGACAGCUACAGAUCUCACAGCAGUGAUCUGGUGAAGACUGUCUCUCAGUACUCUCACACACAACAGGAGGUUCGACAGAUCAGAACAACUGUGUCAGAAAUGAAGGAAGAGUUCAGGAGACUCAUCCUCAAAGAACAUCAAACGACACCUUUGCUGUCGCACUCCUCGGGUGCUUCUCCUCUCCCGCUCCCUGGCAGCCUCGGUCGGGGGGGCAGAGUCGAGGCGGACUCUGACUCGGAGGACUUCAGCCCGACGCCGAGCCUGGCUGAGAUCAGCUCAGAUGAUCUGUCAUGGCUCGAUGAUAAAGACCCUGCUCUUCAUCAGGAGCCGCGGGUGCGUCUGAGCGUUCAGUCCACACGGAGCGACUUUGCUGGCCCCGGAUCAGAUCUCGACGAUGGCGAUGAUCUCCUUGACGAAGACGUACACCCAGAUUUAGAAUCAGACCUCAGUCUUGCUGACCUUUGACCUCUUUAUAAAGUGACUGUUCUGUUAUUUGAAUUGGGAAGGAUUCAGCAACAUGAAGACUUUUUCUGGCUCUCCAAUACACUACCUGAUAUGAGUUAUUUCUUUUAAAUUGAUACCAUCAGUACAAUAAGGAGUUUUAACCUCUAUUCUGAAACCCAAAACAAAAAAAUAGAAGUAUUCAGGUUAACAGAAACCGCCAUAUGGCUCAUUUCCUUUGUGGUCUCAAGGGUAAGGAAACAAAGAACAGCAAACAGCAGACUUGGCAUCAAACAGAGGCACACACAAAUAAUAACAAGUAAUUAAGUCAUCCUAUUUAGUGUUAUUGCUUAAACACACAAUAUGUAAUUUUCUGCUGUUGUGGGUCUCUCAAUCCAAACAAACACGGAGUUUGGUGGUGUAGUUACGUAACUUAGGAUCAUGGGAGUCUUCACCAUCCUUGCAGACAGCCUCUCAUAAUUAGGAUGACUUGACUUGAUGCAAAUAGACCAGGUGGUGUAAACUUGAAAGAACACACAUCAGUUUCACGUUAAAAUCAUUGUAUCUCCGAUGCUCUAAGGCAGACUAUAGAUAGACAUGAUAGAGGGGCUUCAAGUGUCAUUAUUAUACAUGCAUAUAUUGAAUCGCUAUGAAUGUUUGUUUAGUUAAGCCCCCGGAUAACUUAAGAUCAAGAUGUCCAAUGACUAAAAGUAUUCAUCCUAUAUAAAUAUAAAGGUAUUAAAUGCAUCUACGAUUGCGUGCAAGUAAAAAACUGCCGCUUAAAACUGGAUACUAUUUAUGACACCAUCUGGUUUCUACAACGCUGAUUUUGCACAAUGGUGAUACAACGCCAAUACAGGAGACUUUAUUGAAUGCCGUUACCUUUAUUACAAUGGAGGAUUUCUCUUGUUAUUUUCGUCGUUUUUAGACAUCUUAACACUGAAAAGUUAAAUGUUAUACCUUCUAUAGACCUGCCUAUAUAUGUAAGUAAUGCAUCGUUUAUUCUAAUGUGGAGACUUUCUAUUAAUAAGGGGAAUUCUCUAAUGAUAUUUUAACCAGUUAUUUGUGAGAAUACCAGAAGUUUUAAGGGAGUUUUUUUCUUUCUUCCUGAUAUACUGUAUUCGUUAAACUGUCCUGUCCCCUGUGGCACACCCAGGCUCCUUCUACCACAGUGUUCUGAAACAAACCACAAAAAGCUUUAGCAUUGUUUUCCUGCCAUCGAGUUAGUUAGUUAAUCCCCUUUAGCUCACACAUGCUCAGACUGGUUGGAUGCUGGGAACACACUGAAGAGGCAGGCAGCUGUUUGUGAUUCUUUGUGAGAGAAACAGUUUUCAUGCUGGUGGGUAUCUUUGUGCCUGAACAGUCGCAUUUAUUGUAUUCAGCUUUCUUUCCUACUGUAAGGCUGACUGAGUUAACCGUUUGCCCACAGUUUUGAAAUCAGUCAUUCCCCUUAGGAUAUGAAACUUUCAAUGUUGCCACACCCGCUGCACCCACGCGCGUCACUGGAGAUAAAUGAUGGGUCUUGCCAGAGUCAAGGAGAGAACCAAGCGCUGUAAUUGGUUGGCUAAACCACAAGGUUUAUUUUCAGUCAGAAUAUAUAAAAAAUAGUUAUAUUUCGGGCUCUCCUGAUUACAGAUUGUUUGGGAUAGGCACGGUUUUGGUGAAGUUUGGGUCUGCAGGACAUUCCCCUCUUACCAUAAUUACAGUGGGAUCCAUUAGAAAAUCUGCAUUUGAGUAGCAAAAACAGAGACCACAGUAUACAUAUACUUCCUCAAGUUGGUCAUUUGUAUCAAUCCAUUUGUUAUAUCAUAAAUAACUUGUGAAAAUGCACGUUGAUGUAGGCUUUGACACUACUUGAUGUACAGUAAUGUAUCAAGAUUCACAGUCAGCUUUAAAGUCCUGUUGUUUUUGUACUAAAUGUAAGCUACACCCUUCAGUGUAGCAGAGUAAUGGAUUUUUUAAUGGACUUUUUUCUUCCUGAGAUAAUGCACUCUUCCAUCCAGGGGAAACCUGAUGAGGGAUGGGGUUUUGAUUCCUGGUAAUGCAGGUGAAGUGAAGACAAAGAGGAAUCAGAAAUCUAUAAACAUUAUUGAGGCACCAACACGUAUUUGAAUACCCACAGCCCAGUUAAAACAUUCCAAAGUCCCUUUAUGCCCGACAUGAGUCACACACUGUGCCAGGCUUGGUGUCAAGCUGUUUAAUAUUUCAGUAUCCAGACACCCCCCACCAAGAUCCCGGACCAUAGAGCAGAGCCGUGGGGGGCAAUAGGCAGGUUAGAUGUUCAGUGGGGUGUGGAUUUGGAGGCUGGGACUGAAAGUGAUUAUAGACACUAUCCAGCUCAUCUACCAAGACAUCUCACUAGUCAUCAUUAUUAAGCAAUAAAAGACCUUCCAGGAAACAGUAACUGGCACAGAGCGGUACGUAACAGUAUUUUAACAAUCCUUUUCUAAGACACUCCUUUUAAGAUUGUGGUUAAAGAAACAUUUAAUGAAGAAAAGACUCAUUUAUUUGUUGUUGUGGCCAGAUACUGGCUGAUGAAUCAGACCAUUCUACUGCAGUUGUAAUGCAUUUGCCAAGUAUUGUGUACUGGUGCUGCAGUAAAGCAGUGCUCUUAUUCAUUCAUUGAAUGUCUGUAUGGAAAUGUUUUGUGUUUCUGUCUCAAACAAUAAAAGGCUGUGUAAAAGUU
Molecule: messenger RNA, 3985 nt
Organism: Gymnodraco acuticeps
Lineage: Eukaryota; Metazoa; Chordata; Actinopteri; Perciformes; Bathydraconidae
Product: BICD family-like cargo adapter 1
Exons: 12
Coding region: 166-1323 (385 amino acids)
Source: RefSeq, a predicted model, not a curated record